UUUGUCUCUAUUAAUCGGUGGAAAAUAAGCUAGGGAUUGGAGUUUUUCUUUUUUUCCUGUCGUUUUUGUUCGUUAUUUGCAAUGAAAUUAUGUAAAAAGAUUGGAGAUCUGAUUAAGUUAAUGAUUUACUAAUUUAAUGUAAUAAUAGGAUUAUAGUAUAUAAAUUAUAUAGGAAUAUAUAUGUGACUAACUCUAUUUUCCCAAUAUAAUUCUAAUUAAAAAAAAAAAACUUGAUUAGCUACCCAUUCCCCCAAUUCGUCUCUCCCCAUUUCUUCACUCUGCAUCUCGCCGCCUCUAUCCUCUGCCCUCUCCCUCUCGCCGCCGCAGCGCCACCCGUCUCUAAGGUCUCGUUGUAUUCGCUGAACAAGUGAAAAGGAGGUUUGCUAUUGAUUACACUAGUGAAUCGGUGUGUUGCAAGAUGCUGAGCUCGACUGUUGUCAAGAAAUUGAAACCUUCAAACUCAUCCUUGGAUUCUCUAAGCUACCAGUUCCUGCAGAGAUGCUCUGUCAGUGGCACAGCGAAGGGGAAAGGUAAGAUCAAAACCGGGCAGCCUUUGAAGCGAUCAAAGGUCACUACGAAAAAGGGGUCAGCAUCCGAUCCAUCUGCGAAAGAAGGGCCGAGGAAGAAGAGCAGUUUUGAUGAAAUGGUUGAGCAAUGUCUGACUUCCACUGCACCACUGAGGUUCUUGAAGACCAAAGAAAAGGAGAGAGAAGCCGAGCGAGAGAUGAUGGGGCUCAUAAGCAAGGCGAACGAGCAGGCAAAAGAGAAACUAAAGAAACAAAAGGAUGAAUUCACUUCACCUUGGAUCAUAGGAACUUCGGGUUUGGAUUAUAUUACUUUAGGGUUAGUCGAUGCCGAUAAGAUCCCAAAGUACGAACUGACUGUGGAGGACGGACGGAGGCUUGCAAAGGAGUACAGUAGGACCCUGAUGAGGAAACAUAGAGCAAGGCAGGCGGCAGAGACAGCACUGUUGCAGUGUAAGAAAGAAGCUAUUGAGGCAUUGCCCGAGCAUCUCAAAGCGGCUGCUUUAGUCCCGGAUUUAACUCCUUUUCCAGCGAACCGAUUUAUGGCAGCACUGACCCCACCAAUCGAAGGCUAUAGCGAGAAGAUCAACGAGGCAGCACGGAAGAGUAUUGAAGGGAAGAAGCGCAGAUGAUAAGAGGCGACGCCUCAGCGUGGCUUUGCAACUUCAAUUUGCAGUGAUCUUGGGCUUACGAUGACUAAUUUUCUUGCAACGGUUCGUUUCUAUGUAGCUUUGGUUAGUUAAGUCACUAUGCAUUGCUGCAAAUAAGAAUUUAGCAGUAGUCAUAUUAGCAUUCUUCAGUGGCUGUUUUGACUUGCUACUCUUUUUUGAAUGAUAAUUGCGAAUCAUUGUGGAUCA
Salvia miltiorrhiza (redroot sage) is the source of this 1381-nucleotide messenger RNA. RefSeq lists its product as uncharacterized. Bases 419 to 1156 code for a protein of 245 amino acids. The record is from RefSeq and is a predicted model, not a curated record. The transcript has 3 exons. Lineage: Eukaryota; Viridiplantae; Streptophyta; Magnoliopsida; Lamiales; Lamiaceae. Gene Ontology annotation, cellular component: mitochondrial large ribosomal subunit; mitochondrial ribosome.